This is a messenger RNA of Mycetomoellerius zeteki, 1666 nucleotides long. RefSeq names its product ATP synthase, beta subunit (gene ATPsynbeta). The coding region runs from base 86 to 1645 and encodes 519 amino acids. Gene Ontology annotation, biological process: proton transmembrane transport; proton motive force-driven mitochondrial ATP synthesis. Gene Ontology annotation, cellular component: proton-transporting ATP synthase complex. The transcript is spliced from 7 exons. The record is from RefSeq and is a predicted model, not a curated record. Lineage: Eukaryota; Metazoa; Arthropoda; Insecta; Hymenoptera; Formicidae. Gene Ontology annotation, molecular function: ATP hydrolysis activity; proton-transporting ATP synthase activity, rotational mechanism; ATP binding.
AUCAGACGAUCAGACCACACUGAUCGCGGCACAUCGCACACGUUCUAGUGGUAGCGUUCGAUGGUCUUUUCUUAAUCGAUCGAACAUGAUUUUAAACGCUGUAACGAAAGCAGUUCCUGCCUCCUUGAGAGUUAUUAAACCUUCUCUCUUGCAAAAUGAAAUCGCUAAAGUGACAGGCGUCCUCGCUAUCAACAGAAGAGACUAUGCUGCCAAAGCCGCGGCUGUAUCCAAAGGUGGUGCGCAAGGAAAGGUAGUUGCUGUCAUUGGUGCUGUUGUUGAUGUACAAUUUGAUGAUGCUCUCCCACCUAUACUUAAUGCUUUGGAGGUACAGAACCGUACACCUAGACUGGUACUCGAAGUUGCCCAACAUCUUGGAGAAAAUACAGUGCGCACCAUUGCUAUGGAUGGUACGGAGGGUUUAGUACGUGGUCAAAAUGUGUUCGAUUCUGGAUUCCCUAUUCGUAUUCCUGUGGGAGCCGAAACCUUAGGCCGUAUCAUCAAUGUAAUUGGUGAACCCAUUGAUGAACGUGGACCUAUCCCCACAAAUAAGUUGGCCCCUAUUCAUGCAGAUGCUCCUGAAUUUGUAGACAUGUCCGUUGAACAAGAGAUUCUAGUCACUGGCAUCAAAGUCGUGGACUUGCUGGCUCCCUAUGCUAAGGGUGGAAAGAUUGGCCUAUUUGGUGGUGCUGGAGUCGGAAAAACUGUACUUAUCAUGGAACUAAUCAACAAUGUGGCCAAGGCUCAUGGUGGUUAUUCAGUGUUUGCUGGCGUGGGUGAAAGAACGCGCGAGGGUAACGAUCUCUAUCAUGAGAUGAUCGAAUCUGGUGUAAUUUCUCUCAAGGACAAAACCUCUAAAGUAGCACUAGUUUAUGGGCAAAUGAAUGAACCGCCUGGCGCCCGCGCCCGUGUAGCUCUCACUGGUCUCACCGUCGCCGAGUACUUCCGUGAUCAGGAAGGUCAGGAUGUACUGUUAUUCAUUGAUAACAUCUUCAGGUUUACUCAGGCUGGUUCCGAGGUGUCUGCUUUGUUGGGUCGUAUUCCAUCUGCUGUGGGUUAUCAACCUACGUUGGCUACUGAUAUGGGUACUAUGCAAGAACGUAUCACCACGACAAAAAAGGGAUCCAUCACUUCUGUUCAAGCCAUUUAUGUACCUGCUGAUGACUUAACAGAUCCUGCUCCCGCUACCACUUUUGCUCACUUGGACGCUACAACCGUAUUGUCACGUGCCAUUGCUGAAUUAGGUAUUUAUCCAGCUGUCGAUCCUCUCGACUCCACAUCCCGCAUCAUGGAUCCCAAUAUUAUCGGCACAGAACAUUAUAAUAUCGCCCGUGGUGUACAGAAGAUCCUUCAAGAUUAUAAGUCGCUACAGGAUAUCAUUGCAAUUUUGGGUAUGGACGAAUUGUCAGAGGAAGAUAAGCUGACGGUUGCACGUGCGCGUAAAAUCCAAAGGUUUUUGUCCCAGCCAUUCCAGGUCGCCGAGGUGUUCACUGGUCAUGCCGGCAAACUAGUACCAUUACAAGAAACUAUCAAAGGAUUCCAAAAGAUUUUGGCUGGAGAAUUGGAUCACUUACCGGAAGUAGCAUUUUACAUGGUUGGUCCGAUCGAAGAAGUAGUAGCGAAAGCGGAAUCGUUGGCCAAACAAUAAAUUAAUUUAGUCGUCUUAAAA